AUGGCUGGAGUUCCUGAAAUGAAUUUCUGCGAGCCGGCUCAUCCCCCACCACCUGCCGCAACAUUUCAAAACCUGAGCGCUACUGAAAAGGCUCAAAAGCGUUUCUCGCUGACUGGGAAAUGUGCCGCCGCUCGAGGUCUUGGCUUGACCAUACCGGAGGGCUUUCUCGAACAUGAUGCCGCAGCUAUUGCGUUGCUAGACCUAGACGAGGAGGAGGGGCAGAAGGCGGUGCACACGCUGCACUUGCGCUUUCCCGAGAGGCAGACGAAUAUAAUCUUCCGUCCCACCGACAUAAUAGACGCAGAGAGCCUGGGCAAGAUCAUUCAUGAAAUUGCCGAGUCGUUUGGAAAGCUAGAUAUACUGGUAUGCUUGACAGGCAUAGUCAACUCUGUAAGGGCCACCGACUAUUCCCUAGACUCAUUCCGAAAAAGCUAUGAUAUGAGCACAAGCGGGACUUUCUUAACAGCUCAAGCCGUUGGUCGGGAGAUGAUUACGCGCAAGACUGGAGGAUCCAUCAUCCUCACUGCAGCAACGGCGGGCCAUAUUGCCAACAACCCACAGACCCAUGUGGCUUAUGACACCUCUAAAGCGGGUGUGCAGCACAUGACAAAUUGCUUAGCUGCUGAGUGGGCUGAGUACGGUAUUCGAGUCAACUCUUUGUCGCCGGGAUACCUGGACAGUGGACUUAACGCCACAGAUGAUUUGGCCAAUCUACUACCCACAUCGUUUGAAAAGAUACCAAUGGGAAGGAUGGGCCUCCAAGAAGAACUGACUGGCCCAAUUUUACUUCUCGCUAGUACAGCCGGUAGUUUCAUGAAAGGCUUUGAUUUAAGAGUCGAUGGUGAGCUCGCUCUAGAAUUCCUCACGCCCUUUCAAGGUUAA
Bacidia gigantensis is the source of this 882-nucleotide messenger RNA. RefSeq lists its product as uncharacterized. Gene Ontology annotation, molecular function: oxidoreductase activity, acting on NAD(P)H, oxygen as acceptor. NCBI's taxonomy places the organism in Eukaryota, Fungi, Ascomycota, Lecanoromycetes, Lecanorales, Ramalinaceae. Gene Ontology annotation, cellular component: intracellular anatomical structure. The record is from RefSeq and is a predicted model, not a curated record. The transcript has 3 exons. The coding region runs from base 1 to 882 and encodes 293 amino acids.